AUGGAAAUAAUGGUCGAAUAUAAGAAAGGCGAUCACGUCGAAUACCGCCCCAUCGCUAAGGGAUCGGACAACGUCUCUCACUCGACUGGAGAGAUUACAAACGUAACUGAGGAAGGAGGGCAAACCAAGUACACUAUCAGGAACGACAACACCGGCAAAGAAACUACUUACCAGCCGCCGAACAUCGUCGGCAGGACUUAA
Coniophora puteana RWD-64-598 SS2 is the source of this 201-nucleotide messenger RNA. RefSeq lists its product as uncharacterized. The transcript is spliced from 6 exons. The record is from RefSeq and is a predicted model, not a curated record. Bases 1 to 201 code for a protein of 66 amino acids. Lineage: Eukaryota; Fungi; Basidiomycota; Agaricomycetes; Boletales; Coniophoraceae.